AUGCAAGGGUCCAAUGUUUGUUUCUUAUGUAAGCAACGUGGGCACAUCCAAAGGGACUAUCCCAAGAAGAAUGAGGUUGCACCAGGGAGGGUUUUCUCGACAAGGGAGGAGGCUGACCCUAAGACCACGAUCAUUACGGGUAAUCUUCUAAUAGCAAAUAUUUUAGCCAACACUUUGAUAGACACUGAAGCAACACAUUCCUUUAUUACUGCAUGUUUUGUUCAAAAAGCUGGUUUAAAACCUGAGGAAUCUUUGAUGGCAUAUAGCAUAUCACUUCCUUCAGGCUCUCACCUAAAUUCUAAUAAGAUUAUUAAGGCCUGCCCAGUUUAUAAUCAGAACCAUAAGAUGUUAGCAUAUCUUGUGGUAGUAGAUAUGGUAGGGUUUGAUGUGAUCCUAGGUAUGGACUGGCUAUUCCGAUAUGAGGCGCAAAUUAAUUGUAAUAAGAAGACGGUGGUUCUAACAGAUCAGUAUGGGAAGACCUUUCUGUUUCGUGCGAUUCCUACAUUUAAAAGGCAUCAACUGUUUUUGGAAAGAGCCACCAGGGGAUGUCUUAUAAUUUUGCUAUGA
This is a messenger RNA of Impatiens glandulifera, 567 nucleotides long. RefSeq lists its product as uncharacterized. Bases 1 to 567 code for a protein of 188 amino acids. The record is from RefSeq and is a predicted model, not a curated record. The transcript has a single exon. Lineage: Eukaryota; Viridiplantae; Streptophyta; Magnoliopsida; Ericales; Balsaminaceae.